AUGGCUUAUCACGCACACGCUGAGGGCGGCCUACCAGCAUACUUUGACGAGGACGCUUCAGGCGCUCUAGACCCUGCUAUGCUGGAGGCUGACAUGCAGAAUCCAGGCAGUAUCCCAUUCCGCAAAGACUCCUUUGCGAAUAGCAACGGCGUGCUGUCUCCUGCUGAGUCACAUGGGUGGGACCAACACUACCCGAGCGACCUGCCAAUAGAGUCUUCUGUUGCAGCCUCUUAUCCAUAUCGUGAGCAAAACAACGGCUUUUUACGGCACGAUGCACCACGCCAGCAUCCGCACCCUUCAAACUUCGGCAAGACGCCUCACGGGCAAUCAUGGGGAGUCGAACAUCCCCCGGGCAAUUGCACGCCUACCGUAAGAACCGAGCUUAUGCCUCCGCCGCCGCCAGUUGAGGAAGUGUCAUACCACCAGCCCAGCGGAGAAGCAGCACAUGCAAAUUAUGUGCCGCAACGACAAGGACCCCAUGCACCGCAACACUUCCAUGCCUCAUAUGGCGAGCCGGGUUUUCUACCUGCACCGCAAGUGCAAACCCCGAUGUCGCCGCACUCGCAUGCGGAUUGGAUGGGCAUGGCUCAACAAGAAAUGGAGUGUCGACCUCUGCCGAAACGCAUGCGGCCGAACAGUCCACAGACCAUGGUCGAUAUUGCGCGACGAGACGGCAUCAGAAAGCGCAAUGGUCGUAUUGACAUUCCAUCCGAGCGCAACAUCAACACCAUCGACGAGCUGAUCGAGAAAGCCACUGAUGAAGACCUAAUCAAGGAGCUGAAACAGCAGAAGCGCCUUUUGAGGAACCGAGAAGCUGCACUUGCGUCACGGCAACGGAAGAAGAAGCAUACUGAGGAUCUCGAGGUCAAAGAGAAGAGCUUUACGCAACAGAUAUCUAUGCUCGAGCAAGAGGUCAAGGAGUUCGCAAUCGAGCAGCAUCGUUGCGAUGAAGAGCGUCAAGCGCUGAUACACCGUCUGAACGACUCGCAGCGGAGGAUCGAAGGUUUGCAGGAAGACAUCCAGCACCUAAAAAUGCAGCACAACGAGGAGACAUCAUCUCUUCGCCGCAGGAUCAAUGUACUUACCGAUCAACUUGCGGCAGACUCAGCACCUGCGAUGUCGGCUGCACCCAGCAGUACCGGCUUUACCGACUUCAAUGCAGAGAUGGAGGCGCUCAACAUGGGCCCGCACGAAUGGGAUGACUUCCUGUUUGUGGACAACCUUCAGCCUGAGUCGCCGGAUGACUUCACGUUCAAUCCACGGCGCUCGCCGGACACCGCCCCGGAUCAGCCGAUUGCGUCCGGGCUUCUGUUUAUGCUACUGCUGUGCGGCGCAUUCGUGCUAUCUAAGCCAGCGACCUCACGACCAUCAGACCUACCGAAUAUGCCACCGGAGGUGCAGGCUGCCGCGCCCACCGUCUUGAACAAUCUCCUCGCUGAAGCUGGCGGCCCAAUGUCAACCAGCCAAGUCAGGUCUAAUGUCUAUCAAGAGCCACAGCCUUCUGUGCCAGCAUUUACAACGGCAAGAGCGCAUAACAGGCUUGAUCGCAUGCAUCAGAGGCUCACAGCGCCAAGCAAGCAGCAAGAAAUCGACCAAGCCUUCUCCCUGACGACAGCACAAUAUGCGUCCAUCGCACAAGCUGAUUAUCCGGCUUAUGAUGUGCCGCAACCGCAAGAGGGUGCGCGUCGACCAAGGCGCAAUCUUGCCGAAAAAUUUGCGAGCAUGCAGCAAGCGAAUGCGCAAUCUAGCAAAGCUGAAGUCUAUACACGCAGCCUAUUGUGGGACCAGAUACCGACAGAUGUUGUCAAGCAGUUUAGGGAGAUGGUGCGUGAUCAUGAGGAGAUCGAAGCACGUCAGAAGAAGCGAGCUGGUCCGGCUUACAAGGCCGAGCCUUGA
Messenger RNA from Baudoinia panamericana UAMH 10762, 1896 nucleotides. RefSeq lists its product as uncharacterized. The record is from RefSeq and is a predicted model, not a curated record. The coding region runs from base 1 to 1896 and encodes 631 amino acids. Lineage: Eukaryota; Fungi; Ascomycota; Dothideomycetes; Mycosphaerellales; Teratosphaeriaceae. The transcript is spliced from 3 exons. Gene Ontology annotation, biological process: regulation of DNA-templated transcription. Gene Ontology annotation, molecular function: DNA-binding transcription factor activity.